AUGAUGCGCCGCACCGUCGCGGUGCUCGAGAAGCUCGUCAUUGUCGAGUCGCCGAACAAAGUCAUCAAAAUCGAGGGACUUCUCAGCGACCCGCACGUCAUCCCCGACUGGUCCUUCCGGCAGGAUCAUCUCCGGCCGUUGGGCGACGGCGCCGAGCGGGCAGUCGCGAUGGCCACGACGGGGCACUUCAUGGCCCUCAGCGAGAUCCAGUGGACGCCCCGCAGCUCCACUCCAACACCAUCACCGCAGGAAACAGAAGAGAUGGAGGCUUUACCGCCAAACGGAACUCUCGCUGACUACACCCUGCAGUGGCAACUCCUCCCAGGCAGACGUAUACAGGAGACAUUGGAGCGUUACAUGCAGGAGAAGUUAAAUAAUCUCACAGAGAUUAUAUUAGCAACAGAUCCAGAUCGCGAAGGUGAACUCAUCGCCGUACACGCCCUCCAAACAAUAAAAAGACUCUAUCCAAAGUUGAAAAUACCCUAUUCACGUGCCUAUAUACAUAGCAUUACAGAAGAUGGUAUUAGAAAAGCCAUGAAGGAACGUUUGGUGGAGAAGUGUGAUUAUGACCUCGCUAAUGCGGCAGAGACUCGUCAUGCAAUGGAUCGAAUGUUUGGCUUUUUAGGAAGUUCAGUGGUACGGGCAGCUAAUGCCCAGAUGCGUUCUAUCGGUCGUGUUCAAACACCUGCCCUUAUUCUUAUAAAUGAAAGAGAAGAAAAAAUUGCCUCAUUUUUGGAAAAAAAUAAACCAACUUAUCUUAUUGAAACAUUAUUUCAGUUUCCAGGUACUAAUGGUACAAUUUUCUCCCAGGUUGUUUCUGUUCAUCUUGAUCGUAGAGGAGAUGCUGGACAUUUUAAUACUGAAGCAGAGGCGAAACGAAAUUUGAAAAUGUGGAACUUGAAUAAUUGUAGUAAUUUUAGUGUUCCACAUGAGCCUGUUAUUACACCAUCAGAGGUGGAACCACCACAACCUUUUACUAUGGCUACUGCAAUUGCAAAGGCAAAUCGUCAACUAAAGAUGAGCAGUGAAGCAGUAAGUAGUUGUUUACAAGAUCUCUUUCAAUUGGGUCAUAUUACCUAUCCAAGAACUGACAGUACUCGUAUUGAUGAGAGCGCUUUGCCUGCUAUCUACAACGUUAUUAAAAAAACGUUUGGCAAAGAAUCUCUUUACCGUCUUGAGGAUCGAAAAACUUUAACUCCUGAAAAGAAAAAAACAAAGUCACAAGGAAAGAAAAAGGGAUCUAAACAAACUAAUGUGGUGAAACCUUCUCUUGGAAAUGUGGAAGAUGCACAUGAAGCUAUACGUCCGACUAAUAUUUCCGCCGAUGGGGAAUCACUUUCUCUCCCACCACAAACGAAAGCUAUCUAUGAUCUUGUGAGGAAAAAUACUUUGGCAGCUUUUAUGGUUCCCGCAAAGAGUGAAAAGAUAGCAACCAUGGUAAAAUUUGUAAGUGGAAAUGGAGAGAAACUUUUUGUGAUUCUGGAUGGUAAACGUCUCACAGAGCCUGGGUGGACUCGCGCUUUUCAAAAGGUUGAUGGAGCUAAUACUACUACUAAUACCUCUUCUUCUUCUUCAACAACAACAACAACAACAACAACAGCUUCCAACACAAAACAUAAUAAUCAAAAUAAUACUACUGAGGAAAGUGAUGAAGUGAUGGAGAAGGAGGGUGCCCCUGUUCUUCGUUCUCUUUCACAGGAAGAAUUUUUGGCUAUUGCAAAUCUACAAAAUACAUUAAAAACGUCGAAAAGUGCGCAAUUCUUUGAAUUACGUUCUCCAACUGUUCGUGAAAAUCGUCCAAUUCCACCAUUACCGCAUUCAGAGGGUACACUUAUUGAGGAAUUGAAGAACAAUGGUGUUGGUCGUCCAAGUACAUACCCUAUGAUAGUAAAGACACUAAUGUCUAGAGGCUACAUUGAAGUAAACUCUAAAGGUCGCUGUGAAACGACACCACUGGGACGAAUGUUGGUGACUACGGCGAAGUCUACAUUUCCGUCUAUUGUUGACAUUGGCUUUACAGCAUCAUUUGAGAAGAAACUUGAUCUUAUCGCGAAGCCUAACACGGCGAAACGACCUUCUGGUGUGCGAGGAACUAAUGUAUCUCAAGCUGAUUAUGUACUCUCCAUGUUUCUCUCAACAUUUUUAAAUUAUGUUGCAGAAGCUACACGAGCACAGCGGGCUCGUAUUGUGGAACGUUCAAUGCGUUUAAAGCACGAACAAGAGGAAGAUCCAACUAUGGGCGAAGCGGAGUUUGAAGAAAGUGUGGUUAGUGCUAAGAAAAAGGUAGCCCUUGCAACAGCUGACUUGACGACGUUACCAAGAACCCAUCACACUUUUUCAGCUUUGCAACGUGGCUUGAUUGAUUAUCUUCGCCGUCAUUUUCCCCCAUCAAAGCUAGAUUCUUCUUCUUCUUCCUCUUCUUCCUCUUCUUCUGCGAAUGGAAGGAGUAACAGUAAUAGCAACAGCUAUAGCAAUAACAACAGUCAAUGUGACGAAACGAUGAUGAAUGAAUCUCCGACAUCUAUGCCUGAAAGGCGUAAAUACGAGAGAAGCACUGGUAUUUGGUGA
Messenger RNA from Trypanosoma theileri, 2568 nucleotides. Its product is annotated as DNA topoisomerase IA. NCBI's taxonomy places the organism in Eukaryota, Euglenozoa, Kinetoplastea, Trypanosomatida, Trypanosomatidae. Bases 1 to 2568 code for a protein of 855 amino acids. Gene Ontology annotation, biological process: DNA topological change. The record is from RefSeq and is a predicted model, not a curated record. The transcript has a single exon. Gene Ontology annotation, molecular function: DNA topoisomerase type I (single strand cut, ATP-independent) activity; DNA binding.